AUGUCCAUUUUCAAACCAGUCAACAAUUUUUUCGCCACUCUCGGUCAAGCUUCAUCCAAUUUAUUAUCAAACACUCCGUUGGUUGGAAUGUCGUCGAGUAAUAAUAGCACCACCAACCAUAGUAACGGCGAACCCAUGAUCAAUACAUCAAAUUCACCCUCCACGGAGAAGGUAUCGAUGGAAUUUGUUCCCAUGACGACCGAAAUGACGAGCAGCAGUGCGGAAGAAGAAGAAUUGCAAUAUUCCGAUUUGAAUUCUCGGAAGAAGGCUGUAAAUAUUCAAUCACCUUGUGAUAUGUGUCUCUAUGAAAAUAAUCAAGUGGUUUUGGCGUCACAUUGUUGUAAAGAAUGUCAGUUAGUCAUGUGCGAAAAUCAUUUAAACAAACAUCGCAACGAUGCAACCACAAAAAAUCAUGUCAUUACAGAGAAUCAAUUUCUAGAAGAAAAUGAAAUUGAAAUACUUUCAUCAAAAAAGAUUAACAAAGAGGACACAUUUGAGCAUCAUCAAUUAUUUAUUUCUUCGGAUUCCAAUAACUUGGAUGUGAACAAUUUAACAGAUGAAGAAGAAGAAUUACUCGCUUUCAAUCAACAAGAUUUUAUUUAUUGGACGAAUUUGUUAAAGAAAUAUCCACAUUUUUGUAACUUGAUUCACACACCUUUGAUUGUUCGAAAAUUGUACCAUAACGGAACUCUCAAUGGCUCACUUCUCAUUGACAACAAAACGUCACACACCAUAAAUGUCAUUCUAUCUCAAGUAGGACCAUUACAUCAGUUAAUCAUUCCACCUGGAAGAUUAGGAAUAUUUGAAGGAAUAGGACGAGUUCAUUUCACAAUAGAAGUUGGACCUUUUGACAUUUCAAGAGACAAUUUAAUUUCAAAUUGGGAUAAGGCAUUACCCAUUGUAGGGAGUGUUUGUGCUGGUGUUGCUGCUGGACUUGGUCUUGCAGCUGGAGCAUUGGCAGGAAUUGGACUUGUAGGAAUGGGUGCUGCCGCAGCGUUUGGAGGUGUUUCCACUGUGGCCACAGCACCCAUUGUUGCUGGAGUUGCCAAAACGAGUACCGAAAAGAAAGAACUCGAGCACCACCAUCAAGAGAACUCGGAACUCAUGAGUAACCAUUCCUCACCGCAGAAUCAUGCUGUGGUCGACGAUGAUUGCAUUUCGACGGCGAGUGGUUCUUCUGUUACAUCCUCAGAUCCUGAAAGGUCAAAAUUCAAGCAUUGGAUGAAGAAAGUCGUUCCUGGUAUGAAUUGGACCUAUCCCAACUGUUUCAAGAGAGGAAUUUUUGCAGAUGGUCACACGUUGGUUGUCAUUAAGGAAGAAGAGUUGAAAUCAAGUCAAGACAAUGACUCAAUUUUUGAAAUUGAAGAGAAAAGAAUUCCUUAA
This is a messenger RNA of Naegleria fowleri, 1383 nucleotides long. RefSeq lists its product as uncharacterized. The coding region runs from base 1 to 1383 and encodes 460 amino acids. The record is from RefSeq and is a predicted model, not a curated record. Lineage: Eukaryota; Heterolobosea; Eutetramitea; Acrasida; Naegleriidae. The transcript has a single exon.